Molecule: messenger RNA, 921 nt
Organism: Hibiscus syriacus
Lineage: Eukaryota; Viridiplantae; Streptophyta; Magnoliopsida; Malvales; Malvaceae
Product: upstream activation factor subunit spp27
Exons: 2
Coding region: 156-602 (148 amino acids)
Cellular component (GO): nucleus
Source: RefSeq, a predicted model, not a curated record
AAUAGCUAGUUCGCGAAAUGGGUGGGAUUGAGUAACUGAAUCCGAUUCCCAUGAGCUGGAUCCCUAUUUGUUUGAAAAGCCGUCCCGGUCUUCUCGAUUUCCCCGUAUAUCAGACACCAAAAGGCCAAAGGCGACACUGUCUCUAGCAGCCAAACAUGUUGAGGGUUUGCAAAGGCUUCAGGGCUCUGUUAGCUUCCCCAGCGACGGCGGCGCCGUCUUCAGCAGUCAAGUUUUCUUCUGCUUCUUCGAAAUCAGCUUCUUCAAAAGUGGCGGCUCAGAAAACCCCGAAAAAGCCAACCACUUCAAAACCUAAGCCUAAAAAAUCAGCUGCUCCUCCAAAUGAGACUCGAGCUACUGGGAUUCUUAAAGCUACCCCGGUUUCUCCUGCUUUGGGACAGUUCCUUGGAACCCAGCAGGCUUCUCGUGCGGAUGCUGUUAAGCAGAUCUGGUCCUAUAUCAAAUCCAAAAACCUCCAGAAUCCAGAUAACAAGAGGGAGAUAUUUUGCGAUGAGAAGCUUAAGACCAUUUUUGAUGGAAAAGACAAGAUCGGUUUCCUGGAGAUCGGAAAAAUGUUAACCCCUCACUUUGUGAAGACCACCUAGUCUAUAUUCUCAUAAUAAUCAGCGUUCAGUUGCCCGGCAAGCUACAUCAAGCUAGCACUUUCCAAUGUAUGUUCAUGUUUUGCUUUUUGUUUCUGUAUCUGAAAUUUCUGGGGUGGACGUGCAACUGAGAACUUAGUGGAAAGAUUUAGUAGGAAGUGGUAUCCUGAUUUUAGUAUAACUGUUUAUGAAUCUUUGAUGAGCUUGUAUUUAAUGAAUCGAACUAGGAGAAACCAUUGUCGUCGAUGUUAAUGUUCAAAAUUCACCCGUAAAAGCUGCCUUGUUUAUCUGCGAGGCAAGUAAUGUCAUUUGUGGAUCUGAA